Molecule: messenger RNA, 845 nt
Organism: Heterocephalus glaber (naked mole-rat)
Lineage: Eukaryota; Metazoa; Chordata; Mammalia; Rodentia; Bathyergidae
Gene: Dpm2
Product: dolichyl-phosphate mannosyltransferase subunit 2, regulatory
Biological process (GO): dolichol phosphate mannose biosynthetic process; GPI anchor biosynthetic process
Cellular component (GO): endoplasmic reticulum membrane; dolichol-phosphate-mannose synthase complex
Molecular function (GO): enzyme regulator activity
Source: RefSeq, a predicted model, not a curated record
CGACUCCCGAGGUGCCUCGCGGCCUAGAGUCAGAGAGGCCCGGAUCCGGAACCGGGUGUGGCUUGCUGCUCCGUGGCGGAGCGGGAGCGCGGCGGAAAUGGCCACGGGGACAGACCAGGUGGUGGGACUCAGCCUCGUGGCCCUUAGCCUGAUCAUCUUCACCUACUACACCGUCUGGGUGAUUCUCUUGCCGUUCAUCGACAGCGAGCAUAUCAUCCACAAGUACUUCCUGCCCCGAGCCUACGCCAUCGCCAUCCCCUUGGCUGCGGGCCUGCUGCUGCUGCUUUUCAUGGGACUGUUCAUUACCUACAUGAUGCUGAAGAACCGGGGGUUAACCAAGAAGGCUCAGUGAAGGCCCACCAGCAGUGAGGCUGUGGCUCCUCUCCAUCCCCACCAGGGACCAAAGGUCAGAGCCUGAGGACAGUCUGGGCUCAGUGGCCUCUGCAGCCCUCAGAAGAUGGAACUGCUUGGGACUCACCCCUGACGGACCCGUGCCCCUUCCUCCCCCAGCCAGCAGCGAGAGGACCUGGUGGAUUCCCUGUUACUUUGUUCUUUGGGGUGCACCCUCUUCCCUCAGUUUCCCUCCUGUCACAUGCUGAUGUUGGGUUUAGCUGGUCCUGAUGGCACAUGACCUUGCCCUCCACAGUGGCAGCUUUUCUGAGUGUGACACAGUCCAGACCCCUGGACCUGGAAAGCCUGGGGAAGCACGGAGAGCCCAGAUCCACUGGGGCACAGUUGUGUAGCCACACUGGGCGCCCAGCUGACCACUCUUCUUGGAGGCCCAACUCCCAGGCCCAGUGCUGGGGUGCUUGGGAGACAUUGGCAAUAAAUGUUGAUCCAACAUU